Messenger RNA from Daucus carota subsp. sativus, 1748 nucleotides. RefSeq names its product putative F-box protein At3g10240. NCBI's taxonomy places the organism in Eukaryota, Viridiplantae, Streptophyta, Magnoliopsida, Apiales, Apiaceae. The coding region runs from base 100 to 1338 and encodes 412 amino acids. The transcript is spliced from 2 exons. Gene Ontology annotation, molecular function: protein binding. The record is from RefSeq and is a predicted model, not a curated record.
CAGACCAGGAGUGCCUCCGGACGUUAUAUACUCCCUGAGCCUGACUAUCCACGAUCCACAUUAUUACAAUUCAAACACCUCUUGUUUAAACUAAACUCAAUGGCGUACAAAUCCAUCAACGAUCUGCCCGAAGGACUGAUCUCCCAAAUACUCCUUCGACUCCCUGUGAAAUCGCUGCUCCAAUGCAAGUCCGUCUGCAAGCCAUGGCUAUCCCUCAUCUCAACCCCCCAUUUCAUAAAAUCUCAGCUCCUCCAUGCCAUCACGGCUUCAAUCAACACACCCACACUGCUCUGUAUCGAGAAACCCCCGCCCACCGUGGAAGAACUGGCCUUCGAACUGCAGAUUGUCGAGAUGGAAAAAGAUUUGGUGACAUGGACUUCUCGGGACCAUGCUAGACAACAGCAGCGUCGACGUCAGCUUGUUGACCAGGCGCUUCUUGAUGCCGAGGCCCAAGAUUUGUCGAGCUCUCCGGUGCGUUUUGAGCGUCUUGUUUUCCCGCGCUUCUUCUUCCCCUAUUAUGGAGUUAAUGAUUGUUGUAAUGGCAUCAUUUUGUUAUCUAAUAGCUUUGGUAAUCAUGUCUAUUUUUGGAAUCCUUCGAUUCGGAAGUGUAGGAAACUUCCUAGUCCUGAGCCCUACACGAGUAGAGUCGUUCCGGUUAAGAAAGGUUUUGGUUACGACUCUAUUUCUGAUGCCUACAAAGUUUUUAGGAUUGUGUGUGAGAAAGAGUAUGAUAAGGUACCCAUUGUCCAGGUUUACUCGACGAGCACUGAUUCUUGGAGACAAUUUCGAAAUCCUAUUCUGAAAAAUUAUGAGCAUUUUGAGCGAAGAAAUGUUGUUGUCAAUGGGGUUCUGUAUUUUGAUGGGGUGGAUGAGCUAAUUUUAUUUGAUUUGCACACUGAGGUUUUUGGACAAGUUCCGUUCCCUAGCUGGGUUACAAGGAAGGGGUCAGAUGUUUUGGAUUUCGAGGGUUCUGUUGCUAUGGUCUUUCAAUCUGGACCUGAAAUUCAUCUAUGGACGUUGGGUGAUGUUUCUGGCCAGAUGUCCUGGACCAAAAAAUUCAGUAUUGAGGCUGAUUCCGAGACGGAGAUAUGGCUAACCAGGUAUUUGGGUGCUGGCCAGUUUUUGGGAAAAAAGUUGUUUAACAGAAAUAUUUUCAUGUUUGAUGUCUUGUAUGACUAUCGGAAGAAGGAAGCCAAACUUUAUAAAGGGGGUGAUGAGAAUGAUGAGAACAUUUGGGCAUAUCUCAAAUACACAAAAACUCUUGUUUCACUGGAUGGCUUUGAGCAUGUGGACUCCAACACCAACAACAUCAGUCUCACAGGAGAAAGGAUAGCAUAGCAGACACUGACCAUCAUCAGAUUCAUGGCAACUGGCAAGUGAAGUGUGUUAGCAGAUGGAGUUACUGCGGUCGUUGCUUGUUUUAUGCUUCAUAUUUAUGUAAAAGCCUGAUGCUAGACAAUUACUGCUAGUAGCUAUAUUAUGUUUUAAAUAUCUAGAAUGUGCUGAAUCUUAUCGCAGCUUUGCACUGGUUUGCUGCUUAUUAAGAUUUAAAAUGGUUGUGGUAUGUUUAAGCAACAUGACUAAAACCUCUCUUCUCAAGUUUCUAUUGAUUUUGGUUUUGUAAAUAUGUCUACUGUUAAUAAAUUUUGUUGCACCGAUAUCAUCUGGAUUGGUAGCCUGUCUAUCAAUGCCUUUUCAGCUCUAGUGAUUUAGAUUAUGGGAUCGUGACCUUCCUUGGACCCUGGACU